Molecule: messenger RNA, 1572 nt
Organism: Vitis vinifera (wine grape)
Lineage: Eukaryota; Viridiplantae; Streptophyta; Magnoliopsida; Vitales; Vitaceae
Product: transcription factor PCL1
Exons: 2
Coding region: 260-1195 (311 amino acids)
Biological process (GO): regulation of DNA-templated transcription
Cellular component (GO): nucleus
Molecular function (GO): DNA binding; DNA-binding transcription factor activity
Source: RefSeq, a predicted model, not a curated record
CAGGACCGAUCUGGAAUCAGAUAUUGCACUUUUUCUCUUCUUUUCCUCUCUAAAGGGAAAUUGAAAAUUAUUUUCCUUUUCUUUUUCUCCUUUUCCAAACAGCCUUCGAAUCUUACGAAAUAUCUAAAACAAAAGCCUCCUCCACAUUCAACCCUCCUAACAAUCUCCGUGAUGCAAAACCUAAUUCCCUAAUUCGGAUCAUAAUAUAUCUGUGUUCAUGAUUGACCUGGGAAAGCCCUAGCUCAGUUCAACCAAUUCGAUGGGCGAAGAAGUGAGGAUGAGUGAUAUUAACGGAGGUGAUGGCGGCGAUGACGAGCGAGUGCUCGAGUGGGAGGCGGGGCUGCCCGCUGCCGAUGAUCUGACUCCCCUAUCUCAGCCGUUGAUCCCUCCGGAGCUGGCGUCGGCGUUCAGCAUAACGCCGGAGCCGUGCCGUACGCUGCUGGAGGUGAAUCGUGCGUCGCAGAGUACGUUUUCGACCAUUCGAGGGCAGUCUCAUUCGUUCUCGUCGAACAAUUUCAAGUCUUUCAACGAGGAGCGAAACCGCGAGCCAGCGGUGGUGGAGCCGGAGGAGACCGGGGAUAGGGACGGGUCCGGGUCUGAGUCAAGGAAGGUGAGGAAAGUCGAUUGCGCCGAGGAGGCCGAUUCAGCGAUGAGGACGGAGAAUUCGAACGAUGAUCCCUCUGCUCGGACGCUGAAACGACCCCGUUUGGUUUGGACUCCGCAGCUCCACAAGCGAUUCGUGGAUGUGGUGGGGCAUCUGGGCAUCAAGAACGCGGUUCCGAAGACGAUUAUGCAAUUGAUGAACGUAGAGGGCUUGACUCGGGAGAACGUCGCCAGUCAUCUACAGAAGUAUCGACUUUACCUGAAACGGAUGCAGGGGCUGUCUAACGAGGGUCCAUCUUCGUCCGACCAUCUUUUCGCGUCCACGCCGGUGCCGCAGAGCUUGCACGAGUCUGGCGGAAGUGUGCAUGGGAACGGUCAUGGAAAUGGUCACAUGUCUGUUCCAAUUCCCAUGCCUUAUGGGCAGACGAUGAUGCACAUGCCCGUUCUUGGAGUGUCACAUGGCCAUGGCCAAAUGGGAAUGUCAGGUCCAGGUGGAUAUCAUGGCUACGAGUCUCAUCAUCCUUAUAAUAUGUUGCAGCAGAGAGAUUGGUCAGUUGUGUCGUACCCAAAUGUCGGUCCUAAUGAUCAAUAAGAUGAUACCCGAGAAAUGUUAAUGGAAACAAUGCACUGGGUUGAGAGGUGGGUGGCUUAGAGGUUAUUGAUGGAGGCACGCAUUUCAUGUUGCUCGAUUUCAUGUUCCUCUUCCUACAGCAAGUUAUCUAGCUUUAUGGGUUUUGUUGCUUUAUAAGAAAGUGUGUUAUAAAAGAGGACAGAGAUCAAGGAUUGGAUCAAGUAGAUGAUUGAGAUUUCUGUAGCUUCUUGGAUUUGUUUCUACUUUUAACUUAUUAAAUAUCAUUUGCAAGUUGUAUGUGUCAAUCUAGGAUAUGGUUUGAUAUUUACUGUUAUAUUAUGCACAAUAAGCACCUCCAUCAACUUUCUAUUUUGCCUUAUAUAGACUUUCAUUGAUAA